Messenger RNA from Emiliania huxleyi CCMP1516, 667 nucleotides. RefSeq lists its product as hypothetical. The transcript is spliced from 4 exons. The record is from RefSeq and is a predicted model, not a curated record. Gene Ontology annotation, biological process: translation. Gene Ontology annotation, molecular function: structural constituent of ribosome; RNA binding. NCBI's taxonomy places the organism in Eukaryota, Haptophyta, Isochrysidales, Noelaerhabdaceae. The coding region runs from base 20 to 544 and encodes 174 amino acids. Gene Ontology annotation, cellular component: cytosolic large ribosomal subunit; ribosome.
UCUCAGCCCGCGCAGCAGCAUGGGCGAUGAGGAUGAGAACCCCAUGAAGGCGCUCAAGAUUGAGAAGCUGAUCCUCAACAUCUCGGUGGGUGAGUCUGGCGAUCGCCUCACCCGCGCCUCCAAGGUGCUCGAGGACCUGAGCGGCCAGCAGCCUGUCUUCUCGAAAGCGCGCUACACCGUGCGCACCUUCGGCAUCCGGAGGAACGAGAAGAUUGCGUGCCACGUGACCAUCCGCGGCGAAAAGGCGGAGGAGCUGUUGGAGCGCGGCCUCAAGGUGAAGGAGUACGAGCUGCGGAAGAAGAAUUUCUCGCAGACGGGCAACUUUGGCUUUGGCAUCAUGGAGCACAUCGACCUCGGGCUCAAGUACAACCCCAGCACUGGCAUCUAUGGCAUGGACUUUUACGUCGUGAUGAAGCGGGCGGGCGGCGGUCGCGUUGCGAAGCGGCGCGCCAAGCGCACCAAGAUUGGCUUCCAGCACAAGUGCACCAAGGCGGAGACGCAGAAGUGGUUUGUCGACAAGUACGAGGGCAUCCUCACCAACUGAGCAGGCCGGGCCAGACAUCAUUAUAACGGUAGAGCGGUGGAUUUGGUGGUUGGAGUCGCCCCGCGGGCGUGCGCUGGGGGCAUGAAGAGGUACCGGUUUAUGUCAGACUCGCCCAUAUUUUUU